AUGCAGGCUCUACUGGCUGAGCUGGUUCCACGCCUUGUCACUGACGACCCGCUGCAGCUGCUGGUCCUGUUCGCCUGGUUGAUCGCUUACUGGGACCACAUCCUUGCCACGGGCCAAAGGCGUGUCUGGCUUUACUCGUUAACGGUCGCCGUCACGAGCAGCUUCGGAGCUGUCUGGUCCUGGGUCGAUCCCGUCCACUCGAACGUGCAGUGGUUGCCAUCGUGGACGGCUCGCAAGGAGAUGAAGUUGAGGAUCGCUCUCAAAGACCGCCUGAACUACCUGCGCGCUCUCCAGAUCCGGAGCACAUCCAAGUUGCGCCGUCUUCAGUUCGUCUGGAGGAGAAAGCGUUUUGCGUUCCUUCUGACGAGCCCGAAGCUUGAGCACGUACUUGCUAAACUCGACUCGGAACUCGACUUUCACAUUUUCCGCCUCUUCCAGUGCUCGCUCUCGUCCGAAACUGCCGAAGAGCUCUUUUUGGAGCGACUUGGAGAUUUCGCCGAUGUCAUGAAGGCUGGAGGCGCCGGCAUCAACUUCGACCAUCCUGCGGAGCUCUCGAACGCCUUCGAGACGCUCGACCUCGUGGCGUCUGCAUGGAGGGACUUUCUUCAUUCGUCGCAAAACGAUCUCGCGCAAGCAUACUCGCUCUUGCGGUAUCGCAUACAACGCGGACCCUUGUCCGGCAGCCCUCCGCCGGGCUUAGGUCUGCGAGACGGGUGGGGACUGAUGCUGCACAGCCUGGUCCUCGAAGCGCAGAAUCUGCUUGAGGAGCGCUGGCGGAUCGUCGCAUUGCCGAAGCGGCUCUGCGGCUACCCAAUCAGUCGCGCGAAAGCCACGGCGGCGCUCAUCCUGCUGUCGCUCGUCGUUUGCCUCGCCCGCAGGAUCUUCAUCGGCAGCACCUUCAGCUGGCCAAUCUGGGAAGUUGUUGUGUUCGCGCUUUUCAAGCACACACAGCCGGCCUCGUACUUCGCCCUGGACCCAACGGUCGAACCGCACGGCAUCUGCUUCCUCGCAGCGUCAUUGGCCGCCAUCCUCGACCCUCACCUUGCGGCGGUAGACGUUAGCGCCGCAAUCAUCGGGCUCAUCCGAUGUCGCGCUGUCGUCCUUGCGGCCGACUUGGCAGCGGCGGACCUUCACGACGCGAUCCUAUACGCCGUCGUCGCCCGCAACGAGUUGAAGCAGCGGCUACGCGAGCUGCGCAACUACAAGCGCGAGGCAGGCUUAUUGCGCCGCUCUGACUGA
Messenger RNA from Rhodotorula toruloides NP11, 1239 nucleotides. RefSeq lists its product as uncharacterized. Bases 1 to 1239 code for a protein of 412 amino acids. The transcript has 3 exons. The record is from RefSeq and is a predicted model, not a curated record. Lineage: Eukaryota; Fungi; Basidiomycota; Microbotryomycetes; Sporidiobolales; Sporidiobolaceae.